CGAUAGUUCAAGUGAAAUUAGAUUUGUUUUCUGUAAUUUAGUUGUACAAAUUAUUGUAUUAUUUGUGCCACAAGUAACAUCACUAGUUAUUUUAUGUGUUCCGAAAAUUCAACAUCGAAUAUCCUUCAUGUUCCUAUGAGAUUCAUUCCAUUUCAGUCAAAGCCAUAUUCGUUAAUUAUCUCUCCCAUUUCACCCUCGUUUUCAAUUCUUCUACUAGAGUUUCCGUUUUGGAUUUGGAUACUCUUUGUAAAUAGUACUAAAUAGGUAUGCUCCCAUUGGAACACUUAUGGUGGUGAUAUUCGGUGGAUUCUUGAAUCGCGUUGAAACUUUCUGCAGCUCAAUGGGGUCAGUUUGUUCAGCUAGUAAGGCUGAGAAAAACAGAAACGCAGAGGUUGGAGGUAAAGCCUUGGGGAAGAUUAAGAAGUUAAAGAUCAUUGCAAAGUGGAAAGGGGAUUCUUGUAUAAAUUCAAGGGCUGUUGAUGGUGGUAGAAAGCAAAAGAAACUAGACUCUGGAUUUUCUGGUGAAUUCAAGCUCACUGGUGGAAAAGAAGCAAAACUGGGCUCCCACAAAGGCUCCUUUCUGGGAAGAGCUGGGGAGAGGGCAGUAGAAGUUCUGGACUCACUUGGAAGUAGCAUGCCCAAGUUAAGCACUAGUAAUGGGUUUAGCUCUGGCAUGGCUCCUAGAGGAAACAAAAUAUCUAUAUUGGCAUUUGAAGUAGCUAACACAAUAAACAAAGGAGCACUCUUGUUUCAAUCACUGUCUGAAGAAAACAUUCAGUUCCUUAAAAAGGAGAUUUUACAAUCAGAUGGGGUGCAACUGUUAGUUUCAAUUGAUACAAAGGAGUUAAUUGGUCUUGUUGAAGCUGACAAAAGGGAAGAAUUCAAUGUUUUCUCCCGGGAAGUAGCUAGAUUUGGAAAUAUAUGCAAGGACCCUCAGUGGCAUAACCUAGAUCGAUAUUUCUUGAGAUUACAUUUGGAUAUCUUGGACAACAAGCAACCAAGGGUAGAGGCAGAAAAGACAAUGCAGGAGUUGGCCACUCUAGCUCAGAAUACUGCUGAAUUAUAUCACGAGCUAACAGCGUUAGAACGUUUUGAACAAGAUUAUCAGCACAAGCUCAAGGAAAUGGAAUCCUUAAAUCUUCCUCUCAACGGGGACAGUCUCGUAGCUUUUCACAGUGAGAUAAAACAUCAAAGGAGGCUUGUAAGGAGCUUGAAAAAGAAAUCUCUUUGGUCCAGAAAUUUGGAAGAGAUAGUAGAAAAGCUUAUUGAUAUCGUUACCCAUAUAGAUCAAACAAUUUUGGAGUACCUUGGAAAUCAUGAUGCAACCACUGUCAAGCAUGGUAUCAUUUCUGAAAGGCUUGGUGAAGCUGGUCUGGCAUUGCACUAUGCUAACAUUGUCAAUCAGAUAAACAUGAUUGCAUGUCGCCCAACCAUUCUUCCUCCAAAUAUAAGGGACACAUUGUAUCAUGGGUUGCCUAAUAAUAAUGUUAAAAAUGCACUUCCUUCCCGGUUGCAAAAUGUUGAUGCCAUGAAAGAGCUCUCCAUCACUCAGGUCAAAGAUGAAAUGGAUAAGAUUCUGCAAUGGCUUACUCCAUUAGCCACAAAUACGACCAAAGCACAUCAAGGUUUUGGAUGGGUUGGUGAAUGGGCAAAUGCAAGUAAUCAAUUUGGUGAAAAGACAGCCAAAGAAAAUAACUUGAUUCGUCUGCAGACACUAUACUAUGCUGAGAAGCAAAAGAUAGAUUUUUACAUUAUUGAAUUAUUGGCCAAACUUCACUAUUUGGUUACUUUUGUAAGAUACAGACACAAUUCCAUCAAGCCAAUGCCCUCAAAAACUUCUCCUAAGCCACCUGAUUUUGAAUCAAAGAUGCUACAAAUUAUAUCCUUAGACAGUAUUAGUAAGCCUUUGGGAACUCAACUUUCUCAAGAGGAUAAAAGAUUGUUAGAGGAGGUAACCAUGAAAAGAAGGAAUCCAGGAGUUAGCAAAAGUGAGAAUCUUGUGAUGACAAAGAAAAGAAGUGCCAAAGUUUGCCAUUAUAGCAAGAGUGUUGGGGGUUCACCUAUUACAACAGAAGGUUAGGGAUCAGAUUGGUUAAAGGGAGAGUGCCCCAUUGUCGUAACCAGGCGGGAGCGGACACCCCUCUCGCAUACACUUGCGAGUUUUGACCACUCAUCACAUCCCGUUAACUGCCUGAAGGAUCAUGAGUAAAACAGAUCAUAUUUUCUUUUCUUAUAAGACCCAAUUUAUUUCUCUUCUACAAUAUCAUUCGAUGUGGGACACAACAGAAAGAACAUCACUUACUCCGAACUGCGCUUUUCGCAAUCAUACACGCAUACAACGGAAAUGAGAGCAGAGAAGAGGAGUCUUCUUUUUUCUAUAACUGACUAAUAUGUAGUUUCAAUCAUUUGAUAUUUUUCUUUUUCUUUUUUUAGA
Molecule: messenger RNA, 2434 nt
Organism: Cajanus cajan (pigeon pea)
Lineage: Eukaryota; Viridiplantae; Streptophyta; Magnoliopsida; Fabales; Fabaceae
Source: RefSeq, a predicted model, not a curated record